AUGAAUGCCUUUUUUGAUGGGUAUGUUCAUGCAAAAACGAACUUGAAGGAGUUUGUUGAUCAGUUUGACAACGCGCUGAGAAAGAAAAUUGAGAAUGAAACAAGCGCGGACUUCCACUCAUUUAGUGCCACAAUUCCCUGCAUUUCUAAAUCUCCCAUUGAGAAGAAAUUUCAAGAGUUGUACACGAACGCUAAAUUUAAGGAAGUUCAGCAGCAAGUUAUGGGUGUGCUUGAUAUGGAUCUAGCUCUAUAUAAAAGGGAUGGAUCCAUAAAAACCUAUCUUGUAGAGGAUGAAAUUCAUGUUGAGGAGUUCGCUAAACCGAUCACAUUUUCUGUGGAGUUUAAUGAGGAAAGUUGUGAUGCAAAGUACUCAUGUGGGUUAUUUCAGAUGAGGGGGAUACUGUGUCGGCAUAUUCUGGCAAUAUUCAAAUCCAACCAAGUAAAAUCAUUGCCAAGUAAAUACAUUUUAGAUCGAUGGAGGAAGGAUAUCAGAAGACAAUACACAUUGAUCCGCAGCAGCUAUGACGUAGAGGAUCAGAGGCCAGAUACGAACAGAUAUUCAGGUCUAUUGAAUGUAUGUUAUAAGAUGAUAACUCUUGCAGUGGGUUCCAUUGAGCACACCAUGGAUGCAUAUCAAAAGUUACAUGCAAUGAUUGCCUUAUAUCUUCAGAACCAACAACCCCCAUCUAUGACUGUAACGGGUUCAAAUGUUGUCUUACAUUCAGUUGAGACGACUACAAAUGGUAAUGGAAAACGAGUUCUAAGUCCACUUGUUGUAAGAGGGAAAGGCAUACCUCCGUCUCUAAGGAAAGCAUCGACAUUGAAGAAGCGAGUGUUGAAAGUUAAAGCGAAGAAGCAGAAAGCACCUAUCAAGAGGAAAAGUAAACAGCUUUCAAGAGAAGACACACCAGUCCUCAACAUGCGCAGAAAUUUAUUUGGCACAUCAGAGACCCCCAUCUCCACUGAUAGACAUGUUAGCCAGAAUCAGGUUGUGGCAGACAGCACACAAGCUUUUGACAUUACUAGAACCCAGCCCUAUGUUACAUGGAAUGAGAGUCAAGAAACUAUCAAUUUUGGGUUGGAUGGAUCACAACCUGAGUAUAUGGAUGAGACACAACCGAAUCCAACAAUGAAUUUCAGCAAUUUUUAA
This is a messenger RNA of Carya illinoinensis, 1149 nucleotides long. Its product is annotated as protein FAR1-RELATED SEQUENCE 1-like. NCBI's taxonomy places the organism in Eukaryota, Viridiplantae, Streptophyta, Magnoliopsida, Fagales, Juglandaceae. Gene Ontology annotation, molecular function: zinc ion binding. The transcript has 4 exons. The coding region runs from base 1 to 1149 and encodes 382 amino acids. The record is from RefSeq and is a predicted model, not a curated record.